This is a messenger RNA of Plutella xylostella (diamondback moth), 3834 nucleotides long. Lineage: Eukaryota; Metazoa; Arthropoda; Insecta; Lepidoptera; Plutellidae. The record is from RefSeq and is a predicted model, not a curated record.
AUGGCGUCAAAUCUAUCUAAUAUUGUGUUUCCCGGUCAGUUUAACCCAAAGACUGAUAAGUGGUGUGAAUACAAGGAGCGGCUACUGUUUGCGCUCGACGCCGCGGGGGUGUCGGCGGAGCCGGCGGAUGAACAAAAAGCGCGAUCAUUGUUCCUAUCUCAGUGCGGCAAAGAUACUUAUUCACUAAUAGUGUCACUCCUAGUGCCGAAAAGACCGACCAGUUUUGGGUUUUAUGACAUUCUCUUGGUGUUAGAUAAAUUUUAUGAACCUGAGGUGAAUGAAAUACUUGAAGCCGGGAAAUUUCACAAACGCCUACAAAUACAAGGGGAGAGCGUGCAGGACUUUGUAUCGGCCAUAAGCCUCAUGGCAGCUAAGUGCAACUUUGUAGAUUUGAAACGACAGUUACGGGAUCGACUAGUGUUGGGCGUGCGGGACGAUCGCCUGCGUCGCGACCUGUUGAAGACUACGGACCUCACGUACGAGAGGGCUGUGCAGCUCUGUCUCAACUACCAGGCGGCGUUCCAUGACCUGUACCCCGACACUAGCGAGAUGAAGCAAACUCCGUCCAGUGUCAGUGAACCUAUGGACAUUGGUAGAAUAAAAUCGAUUGAAUGUCGACAUUGUGCACAGAAUCAUAAGGCUGGAGAGCGGUGUCCUUUCAUGAAAGCUAAGUGCUUUUACUGUAAGAAAUUUGGGCACAUUGCCUCCGCCUGCAUGAAGAAAUCGGGCAAGGUGCAUCAAGUGGGAGGUGACGACCAAGAAGUGGUGGCUUCUGAAGAUAUGAUGGGUGUCUACGUCUGCUCGGAUAAUACUUAUCGUGCACCAAUAACAGCAGAGCUGACCAUCGACGGCGCCAAGCUGAGCAUGGAGGUGGACACGCGCGCCUCGAGGAGCAUCAUCUCUGAAGAAACCUACCGCAAGCUGUGGCAGGUGGCGCCACCUCUGCAGUCUACCAAUGUAAAACUAGUGACAUGGACUCGUGAACCUUUGAAAGUGUUGGGUGUGACGCACGUGCGCGUGGUGCUAGGCAACAAGGAGGCCCAGUGUGAACUGUUAGUAGUGUCGGGUAAAGGGCCGAGCUUGUUAGGUAGGAACUGGUUUCAAGCGUUGUGUUUGGAUGUUGCGGGACUAUGUUGGACUGAUGAUAAAAUUUCAAGACUGAUGAGUGAGUUCCCGGAUUUAUUUAAUGAGACACUUGGUGAAUAUAAAGGUCCUGAAAUCUCAUUACACGUUCUUCCUGAUGCAAAACCAAGGUUCUUGAAAGCACGGCCGGUUCCAUUUCCCUUGAAGAAACAAGUCGAAGAGGAGUUGAAUCGGAUGGUGGAGAGCGGUGUCCUGACCCCAGUGCGAUACUCCAAGUGGGCGACCCCACUGCGGCUCGUCAAGAAAGAUGACGGCGCGUUACGUAUCUGCGGCGAUUAUCGGUCAACCGUCAAUUCUGCCAUUGAUGUCGAUACGUAUCCACUCACAGCCGCCGUCGAAGCCUUCGUGAACCUCAGUGGAGGAAGAGUCUUCAGCAAGCUCGACUUGAAGCAUGCGUACCUACAGAUGAAUGUGGAUGAGGACACAGCAAUGCUCUUAACACUGAAUACGCCUCUCGGACUGAUGCGGAUGAACCGCCUGGCCUUCGGUGUGAAUGCGGCUCCCGGGAUCUUCCAGCGCGUGAUGUCGUCGGCGCUGGCGGGCAUGGCGGGCGUGGCGUGCCUGCUGGACGACGUGGCGCUGACGGGCCGCACCGCGCAGGAGCACGACCAGAGGCUACGAGCAGUCCUACAGAAACUGACAGACAUGGGUUUUCGGCUGAAUCUGAAGAAGUGUGUAUUUGCUUCUAACAGCAUAAACUUCUUGGGUCAUACGAUAGAUGCUGAAGGUCUGCACCCGUCACCUGAAAAAGUGCGUGAAAUUAAAGAUAAACCGGCACCUACAAACAAAGCCACGUUGCGGGCUUUUCUGGGGCUGUAUAACUUCUAUGAGAAAUUCCUGCCUGAUAAAGCAACAUUACUAGAGCCACUGUAUCGCCUCCUCGAAUCAAAGAGACCGUGGGUCUGGGGCGAUGUGGAACAGAAAGCUUUUGAGGAUGCGAAAAGCUUACUGUCAUCUGAUAUGACUCUAGUCGGCUAUGACCUGGAUAAAGAGCUACUGCUCAUUUGUGAUUCAUCUGAAUAUGGCCUUGGGGCCGUGAUAGCUCACGUUAUGGAAGAUGGGUCUGAGAGACCAGUAAUGAUGGCGUCCCGAACCUUGCAACCGCAUGAACGCAGAUAUGGGCAAAUCGAUAAGGAAGCGUUAGCCAUCAUGUAUGGGUUGGAAAAGUUCCGUGAGUUUUUGAUUGGGCGCAAAUUCUGUAUUAUAACAGAUCAUAAGCCGCUAGUUGGACUUUUCAAUCCUGAUAAACCGAUUCCUGACUUUAUUUCACCGCGUAUGCUGAGAUGGUCAUUGAAACUUGGGUGUUUUGACUAUGUCAUAAAGUUUAGACCAGGCAAAUUGAUUGGGCAAGCUGAUGCCCUCAGUAGAUGGACCGCAGUAAAUUGUUCUGGUAACAAGGUGAAUGCCCUGGGCGAAGUGCUGUUACUGGCGGAGCAGCCUGAGGGAUGGAACCUGGAUGUAACUAGGAUUGCGACUGAAACAAAAAAGGAUCGCGUGUUACGUAAAGUUUUGUUUCACGUUCUACACGGCUGGCCACGAGCGAAUACAGAUCCAGAGAUGCAGCCAUAUUGGACGCGCAGAGAGGCUCUUUCACACGAUAAAGACUGUUUAUUGUGGAGCAACAGAGUCAUUAUACCCCAGUCACUUCAAAAAGAAGUGCUAAAAUUAUUGCAUGAGCCGCACGCCGGCAUAGUCCAAACAAAAGCAUAUGCUAGAGGAUACGUAUGGUGGGCCGGUAUGGACCAACAGAUUGAGAGAGUGGUGGCUGAAUGUGAAGCCUGCCCAGCCGUGAGAAACAACCCUCCGAGAGAUCCCCAAGCCUGGAUUGUUCCUGAAAAGCCAUGGAGCCGAGUUCAUGUUGACUUUGCCGGUCCGUUCCAAGGAAAAACAUUCAUUGUUCUUAUAGACAGCUACAGCAAAUGGUUCGAGGCUGAAAUAAUCCAAUCUAUGAGCAGUGGAACGGUUAUAAGUGUUAUGCGAAAGAUAUUUGCCUCACAAGGACUGCCGGAUGUCCUGGUGUCCGAUAACGGUAGGGCUUUCAGUUGCAUUGAGCUCAACUUGUUCUUGAAGAAAAAUGGGAUCAGGCACUUGUAUUCCCCGCCCUAUCACCCGGCGACCAACGGGCAGAUUGAGAGGUCUAUUCAGACAUUUAAGAAUAAGCUCAAGAAAAUGAGCGAAUCUGAUAUACCAUGGAGCGAGAAGAUGCCUAAAGCGCUUUAUGCGUUGAGGACGGUGCCGAACAGCUGCACCAACAAGAGUCCAGCGGAGAUGCUGAACGGACGCAAGUACAGGACGGCGGUGUCGGCGCUGCACCCCGCCGCCGCGCCCAGCGCCGCCGCGCGCCAGCUGGAGGCCGCGGCGCACAGCGCGCCCGCGCGCACCUUCGCGCCCGCGCAGCCGGUGCUCGUGCGCAUGUACCAGGCACCAGACAAGUGGCAGAGAGCCACGGUCGAGCAGGUGGAGGGACCGAGCUCCUACAUGGUGAGGACGGAAGAUGGGGAGUUGCACCGGCGACACGCUGACCAGAUGUUAGCUCGAGCUGUGCCGACUCCAAGAGUGGAGACUCCACCAGCACAGAUGCACAGACCUGCUGUCUCCAUGCCAUCUUCACCUUCAACCUCUGAUGAACCUAUAGUGAUACCUCCACCGGAUAUGUGGCCUGAUAUUAUUGGCAUACCUAAUUCUUGUUGA